Messenger RNA from Fusarium fujikuroi IMI 58289, 438 nucleotides. RefSeq lists its product as uncharacterized. The record is from RefSeq and is a predicted model, not a curated record. The transcript has a single exon. The coding region runs from base 1 to 438 and encodes 145 amino acids. NCBI's taxonomy places the organism in Eukaryota, Fungi, Ascomycota, Sordariomycetes, Hypocreales, Nectriaceae.
AUGCUCCAAUCCUUAUUGGCAGCGGAGGGCAGCGGAGGGCAGCGAGGGGGCAGCGAGGGGGCAGCAUGCCAGAUAUCGCAAUGUAACCAUUCUACAAGAGUGACUGCCCGUGGCAUUAACGUGCAGAACGUCCUGCAUGCCAUCAACUACGACAUGCCAUCAACUACGACAUGCCAUCAACUACGACAUGCCAUCAACUACGACAUGCCAUCAACUACGACAUGCCAUCAACUACGACAUGCCAUCGACUACGACAUGCCAUCUAGAUGUGGGCAGCAAGGCCAGCUCGCCAGACGUCGCAACAUGACUAUUCUACAACGCCAGCAAGGUCAGCAAGGUCAGCUCGCCAGACGCCGCAACAUGACCAUUCUACGGCCAGUCAUUUUCGUCAGCGCUGGACCUACCAGCUCGGCCAGCUUGCCAGACAUCGCGACAUAG